Molecule: messenger RNA, 1272 nt
Organism: Caenorhabditis bovis
Lineage: Eukaryota; Metazoa; Nematoda; Chromadorea; Rhabditida; Rhabditidae
Source: the annotation of a GenBank genome assembly
AUGACGGAGGGCGACGAGAAACACGUUCAGGUCUCAUUCUUCACAAAUGACACCCAAAUUCCCGAAAUUCCUGACUCCGUUUUCGACGUGCCUAUAUCAGUGGAAUGCGAUGAUUUGAAUUUGUUGAUCAACAAAACAAUUGAAGCUGUUAAUGACAAAUGGUCUGAUCGCAAGUUCGAAUUCCUUGUUGGUGAAACAUUUCUUCGAACAAGUCUUGCCGAAUUCAUUGAAGAAUAUGAAAUUGAGACGGAAACUGUUCUCAAAGUUGAAUGUGUGAUUGGAGUAGAAGCCCCGAAACCGCUUCAUGAUAUUCAGGCUCCUGAUUGGGUAUCUUCUGUGAUUGUUGCAAAUAAUCACAUUUUCUCGACAACGUACAGCGGCGAUAUUGUAAUUGCUGACAGAAAAGGAAAAGAGACGAAAUUAUCGGUAAACUGGGAAAACAAGAUUCUAAAGUGUUCGGCAAUGGUGAAAAAAGGCAAAGAUCUAAAUGGAACACAGUUGAUUGUUGGUGGCGAAAGUCAGCAACUCACGAUGUACACGAUUGAGAAAGGAACAUUAGCUGAAAAGUUCAUAUUCCGAGGACACGAGCGCGCCGUAGAAUGUGUUGCCGUGAAUUUUGAUUCAACGCGAGCGAUUUCAGGUUCGGUGGACACCAAUAUUAAAGUUUGGAGUUUAGAAGAAUCGGACAACACUGUGUACGAGAAGACAAACGAAGAUGAGGUCAAAUCGAAGAAAAGGAAACGAGAAGCUAUCACAAAAGUGCCAAUGGUGACGAUUGGUGGACAUCGCGAUGUAGUAACAGCGAUUCAGUGGUGUCCCUGGAAGAACUCACAUGCAUUUUCGUCUUCCUGGGAUCAUUCGAUUGUGGAAUGGGAUCUUGAGCUUGCUGGAGAAGUAUCCCGAACGAAGGGUCCGAAAUCGUUCACAAGUGUCGAUUUACAUCCUGUCAGUGGAAUGAUGAUUGCGAGUUGCACUGAUGCCACUCCGCGACUGUACGAUCCCAAAUCUCGAGACGGGACCCUUGUUAAGCAGUCGUAUAUCGGGCACACUGAAGGAUGGGUGGAAGCUGUAAAAUGGAAUCCAGCUGAUGCCAAUCAGUUUGUUAGUGUUUCGACAGAUAAAACGGCCAAAAUGUGGGAUAUUCGAUCAGCGAAAAGCUCACUUUUCGAUAUUCACGGACACGAGGAAAGAAUUUUGUGUGUGGAUUGGAAUGAUCGACUGAUUGCUAGCGGAUCCGCCGAUUGUACGAUCAAAGUUUUUGAGACUGCUUAG